AUGCGACGUGGUCCCCAACUCCACAAUCCCCAGAACACCCUCCGUGGAGGAUCCCCUGCCAACCCUGCCUCCCAUGCCCAGACCCAAGGCCAGGGUCGCAUCGAAAACGGUCGCAUGGCUGCACCGCUGCCAGGGCUUGAUGAGCAGCCCGAGUUGCAGGAGCAACUGCCUCCUCCAACAGACAGUGACUCCCGUGCCGCGCCUGCUUCGGAUGCAGCGACAAGUGUUGAUCCCGGUGCUACGUCGUCACAAGCUCCCACGUCUUCGGCAGACGAUACAGGGAUACUGGGCCGCCUCAUGCGCCGGCGAUUGGCCCCUAAGGACAAGGACGUCGAAAACGAUAAUAAGAAGCGGUCGCUUUCCACGAGCGCCGACAAUACCAGCCAGUCUGCCGGAGCCGAUCACGAGAACAGCAACUCGUCUGAUCCGUUGGCCAAUGCCGAUGAGACCACAGACCACGAAAUGCAGGCACAGUCUAUGCCAUUAUCCGCGUCCCACGCUUCUCAAAAGAAGCUAGGCGACACGACCAAGACACAGGAGGCCCAGACUGUCUCGGAUGCCCGAAACCCAUCGUCCUCGUCUGUCCCCCGUUUCCUACGACAGGUUGCGAAACCCCAGCAAGCGAAAGCCAGCCCGAACCAGGUUACUGGCGCCAUCACCCCACACAAGCGCAAUCCGCAGUCUCAGUCUUCCCAGGCUCAACACCAGCAGCACAUGUCUUCCUCAACGCCGUCUGCGCAACCUAAGCUGCGCGCGAAGCCGAGUUUCGGCAAGCGUUUCUGGUCUAGAUCUGGGGCCAAUGACUUUGGCGACGACAACGCAGCCAACGCCGAUGCCGAAACACCUGCUCCCGCCCCGGUGUCUCGGCCGGUGUAUGUGCCAAAGCAUGCGGCAUCAGACUUUUCGCGCACAACGUACCCGCCGCGCCAUCAUCGUCACAGCUUCUCUCUCGGCAACGGCGAGAAUGGCGUCCGCCCCCUGGCCACAAUUACUGCCGAAGCCUCAGAGGACGAGCCUCAACGUCAGGUCGCACCGGAGCAGAGAAACCGUACACCGUCAGCCGAGAAGGCCGAGAAGCGCAGGUCACGAGAGCUAUCGUCCUCUUCCAAGUUCGACGGACCGUCUCCUCAGGAACUGCACCGCCGACUUGAGAUUGUAAAGAGCAGUGAGAUUGAGGUUGUGACCACCAGAGAACCCACUGCCGUCGAUCACCAGCCUCAACAGCAUCAGCUGCCGCACAUCAACUCGAAUGCCUCAUCGGCAAAUGGCAAGGGACCCGCGAAGGCGCAGCCUCCAUCCCGUCCACGAUCGUCUCAACGGCACAGCUUCAACCUGGUUGCGGAUCCUUACGCAAGAGACCUGACGCCUCCCAAGUCUGCGUCGCCAGUGGAGAUGGAGGCUCCUUUUGAUCCGCCAAGUCACGCGCAGCAACAGACGGUAGAGCCGACAUCGCAAUACGUCCCGAAGCAGGCAUCUCCACCACGACAGGUCACGCAGGACAAGUCUUCACAUGGCCGGUCUCAACACUCCAAAGAGCAGGCCGAAGAGAAGCCUCGCAAGGAGAUGACGGACUUCGAGCGAUUCAUAGCCGAUGCUGAGGCCGCCGAGCGUGAACAUCAUGCACAGAUAUGGCGCAACCUCGCCCGUCGCUCCGGUCAUUACGGAUACAGUGACAAUACCUACAACCCGUACACGGCAUACAGGCCGGAUCCGGUCUCAACCAAUCCGAGCGCCGUAGCUAACACGCAAAAGAGUGGCAAGCGGGACAGUGCGUAUUACUCGGUUGGAAAGCGGGCGAGUAUGAUGACCACGGCUGCCGAGGACGAGCGCAACUUCAUGUACGGACAGCCACUAGGCGACAACAAUGGCCCGAAGCACCAGGGAAGCAUCUCCAAACGCAUUGCCGAUUACAUCAAACCAUCCAAGUCGGGCCAAGAGGCCGCUCCAGAGGACUGGAUGGCGGGACGGGCAAACCGCAGAAGCGUGAUUGCAGGCGUAGCAGAGGAGUGA
Colletotrichum chrysophilum is the source of this 2010-nucleotide messenger RNA. RefSeq lists its product as uncharacterized. Lineage: Eukaryota; Fungi; Ascomycota; Sordariomycetes; Glomerellales; Glomerellaceae. The coding region runs from base 1 to 2010 and encodes 669 amino acids. The transcript has a single exon. The record is from RefSeq and is a predicted model, not a curated record.